Messenger RNA from Paramormyrops kingsleyae, 1320 nucleotides. RefSeq names its product paired mesoderm homeobox protein 2-like. The record is from RefSeq and is a predicted model, not a curated record. Gene Ontology annotation, biological process: regulation of transcription by RNA polymerase II. Gene Ontology annotation, cellular component: nucleus. Gene Ontology annotation, molecular function: RNA polymerase II cis-regulatory region sequence-specific DNA binding; DNA-binding transcription factor activity, RNA polymerase II-specific. NCBI's taxonomy places the organism in Eukaryota, Metazoa, Chordata, Actinopteri, Osteoglossiformes, Mormyridae.
GCAUUUGACAUCUUGUAGGGGAGGGGAUAGCCGUUUAACUUACGGGGGUGUGGAAAUGUUUUCUUUUUUUCCAACAAGAAGUCAAGCGGGAACCUUUGGAAAGAAGAAAGGAAUUUUAUUUUCGUAAUGUUUGCAUGUAUCUCACAUUUAUUUCCAUAGUUGUUAAUACAUAAGGGAACCUUACGGGAAAUGCUACAUUAAAAAUUUGCUUUGUAGACCCUCACUGAUGGACGGUGGUUACUUGGUGGAAAAUAACCUAGCGCCAGAUCCCGUCAACAGGAUGGACUCUAUAGACGGCAAUCAAAACAGGAAAAAUUUCAGCGUGACCCAUCUUCUGGACCUGGAGGAGGUGUCGGUGAUGAGCUGCAUGAAGGAUCCAGCUGGGGGGAUGAAGAGGGUAGGGAAGGGGAUUCAGGAACAGUCCGGCGCGAGCAGCGGAAGCGAAGCAGCUCCUCAAGACACUGAUGGUCACGGGUCUGCACCAGACCAGGCAAAGAGGAAGAAAAAGCAGAGGCGCAGUCGGACCACCUUCAACAGUGGGCAGCUGCAGGCAUUGGAGCGGGUCUUCGAGCGCACGCACUACCCCGACGCCUUUGUGCGGGAAGAUCUUGCCCGCCGGGUCAACCUGAGUGAGGCACGAGUCCAGGUGUGGUUCCAAAACAGACGUGCGAAAUUCCGACGGAACGAGAGGGCUGUGCUGGCCAGCCGCUCCAGCAGCCUGCUCAAGUCCUACAACCAGGACAUGGUCAUUGAGCAGCCAGUAGCUCCACGGCCUGCCCCCCUUGGCUCAGACUACAUGUCCUGGUCCUCCGCCACACCCCACAGCUCAGCCUCCGCCUGCAGCUCCUCAAACUCACCCACGGGCAGACAGGGAGUCGACAUGGCGAGCAGCAUCGCCAGCCUACGGCUGAAGGCUAAGGAGUACAGCCUGCAUCAGAGCCAGGUUCCCACCGUGAACUGAUUAGCACAUCCAUAUACUGUCCUUGUUCACCCAAUCCAGGGGCAGGCUAAUCAAGAAAAGCGGAGGAUUAGCGCAUAUGCUACCUAUAGUAGGGAUUCUGAACAACGCCUCUAGCUUGUUUGGCUCCAUCUGCAGCUAAAACAAGCAUCUCUGUAGCACACAGGUGGUACCAGGGUCCUCAUACCUUGGAAGGACAAGAAGAGCAAAGUUCAACGUGUGACUGAAAUCUUUAACUCCUUUCUCAUUUUAUAUGGAAACUACUGUCUAUUAGAUAUGCUGUCAAAGGUUUGUUUAUUUUAACACUCUCUAAAGAUGUCUCGCAUUCUUCUUAAAUGUAUAAAGUACACAGCUGGAAUUGC